UGAACCUUCCGUCCGGGCGGAUCGGUUGCUGUCGGUCGACACUUGGGCACUAUUACCGGCGUGUUUUGCGUUUUGUGUUGAGUUGGUUUCAGUUUGCGCCUUUUGAAGGUGUUAUUUGUUGUUAAUUUGGGGCUUGUGUGUAGAUUAGCGUUGCCCGCGAGCAUUCAAGUAUGGAAAGUGUUAAACUGCAUGUAGUUUUUGUUAUGACCAAGACGGUUUUGAACUUGAAUUAAAGCCUCAGAAUCAGCUGAGUCAGUGGAAAACUGUGCUGGGUGUCAAGUUCAUGAAACAGUUGGAAGUAGAAGCUGGUGGAUUCGUUGGAAGUGUGUCUUUCUGUGCAAGGUGCGUAUUCUGGAUUCGAACGGUGCAAGUGGCUGAUGUGAGCUGAUCGAUGAGUCAGGUUGAACAAUUUGAAGAAGAGUGACGGCAUAUUAUUGCAACGUUCGACUGGCGCAUAGAUAACAGUUUUGAUCGAGUGCAGUAGAACUGUUAUGAAAUGGCUUUACAAAUCGAAGCUGUAUGGAAAUAUGGACUUCUGAUGGAGUCAUUAUUACGGGGUUAGAUCAGCGUCGGCUGCAGAAACACUCAUGAAUUCAACGUAGUCAGAGUGAUGUUAUGUGAUCAUUCGAAGAAGAAAUUCCAAAAAAAAGCUAAAUUGCUGAACAACGAAAAUAUGAUGUGAGGAAUCCGUGAGUAAAUUGUUGCAACACAUGUAUGAGAGGCAUUUGUUCGCAUCGGGUAUGGUCCAAAACAGAAAGAAGAAAUAAUUAUUGAAAAAUUUCGGAUGAAAUCGAUCCAUUUGUUUGUGGUGUGUGAGUGCAGUGCUGAUAAUUAACCGUUAAUUUGGAUGGAAACCUGCUGACAAAGCUAUGAUGUGGUAUUUGGAUAGCCAGUUGUAGUGCUUUAUUUAUCUUUCCCCACCCCUCUGUUGUGAAUUGUAAACAACUGAAAAGAAGAAGACGAAUCAUCAGAAGAGAAUAAGACCAUGAAGAAUAAGGAAUGCAACAGUGAGCUUUAUGAAUAUUCAAACUCCAUCAUGUGAUGAGUGAUGCGAUUUGCAAUCGUCCAAACCGAUUAUGUAUACAAAUGAAUGUGGUUUGACCUGUUGAAAGUUUUUAAGCUAAAAUGAUUGAUGGUGUAUGAAGUUUUUUUUGGUGUUGCAAUGCUGGAUUUCCCCAACCCAAUAGUGUCAAAGUCGAAGAUAGUAUACGAUACGCCGAGGCGAAAGAUCCGCACACAGUAAACGAACAUUCAAGGAAGCCCUACUAACGCCGCACUCAUUUGGCGGUCUGCUGGUUGUAGAGCACGCGAAUUCUAGGCGAACGACGCAAACGAGGUGGAAAAUUUUCCCCAUCGCGCACUGCCACGGCUCCUUUGGCAAAGCUCCACUGCGCGCGACGGAGUCUGCUUUUGGUCGGACGGUGUGCCGAUUCGAUGGUCCAUUUGAGGGCCUUAGCAAAUGGAACGUAGCAGCGUUGUAGCCUAAGCCGGCCAGAGACGGUAGCAGCGCAGCUAAUGUUACGAGCAUUAAGAUGUUUUGCGCAACAUGCUCAAAUUGUUUAUUCAACUCAUCAGCAGAAACACCUAUCGCCACCAGUUGUCAGUUCGUUCAUCUUCCCAUUAGUAAGUGAGCUAAGGAUUUCUGAGUGAGCCAACCCAACGCGCAUACAAAUAAUAUGCGGUGGUUCAAACGAUCCACCGAUUCACCGAAACUUCUCAGUUUGUCACCUCUGCGGCAUUCCGAGCUGGGGAAUGCCUACAGUGGUGCUAAUGGAGGUGCUGUUGCCGCAAAUGCAGUGCCAGAAGGACCUCACGGUGAAGCAAGAAGCGACGGUGAUGACACCACUGAACAAGCGAUACCACCGUCCGAUGGGGGACCACCGAUGCCGCUGCCAGGACCGUUGAUGGAUCUGUUUGCUUCGUCUGCGUGUUCCAGCUCGUCCGGGUCGACGUCUUACACGGCUAGUUGCGGUUCUCCUUCGGCCACAUCAUCCCCGUCUACCUCAACUACCUUCUCCUAUACCAGCAGCGAUAGCAGUUGUCUCGGCAGUGGCGCGAAGAUGCAGCAACAGCAGGGAAGGCUCGCCACAUCAGUUGGUAGUGGUGGAGGAUGCGGUGGCACCAGUGCGAGCGGAACAGCAUCACGAAAAUCGCGAAUUGAUUUAUCACCCGUGAACUGGGCUAAGAAGUCGUCCGUUAACUGCUACAACAUCGAGGAGGGUCGUGUUAUAGAGAGGCCCAAAGGUCGCUACAUUUCGCCAAUUCGAAUAAAAAACAAGCAACAAGCGCUGGCACAAGGUAUCGUAGGAUCGGGUGCAGCGAAUACGCCCGUCAGUCGUCGUAUACUACAACGUGACAAAGGGUCACUGGAUAGUGGAGGUUUGACAGUAGACGGAAGCUUAGUCAAAAGCUUGAGCAAAUCUAUUGGGAACAUUAGUGCGUCGAUAGGAGACAAAAGCCCAUCACUAAGUCAUCGAUCGAUUGUGUAUCGAGAGAAGGAGAAAAAGAAUCCAUUGGGUAGUACUCGUUUAUCCUGCUAUCAAACAAUCAGCUUCGAGUCGAGCGAAAACGUAGCUAAGGGCCAAUUGUACAAGUCGGUUGACGAUUUAAUCUUUCUCAAUGGGUCCACUGCGGCGGACGAUUGUGAAAGGGACUUUUCCUGCGUCGAUAGUGCUGUGAACAAAGAGCAAACUCUAAUCAGCGACACCACUCCCAACCAGCUAAACCAAAGUCUUAUCACUAGUAGCGUUAGUAGUAAUAAUACCAACAGUCGAGCAGCAUCAACCACAGAGCAGCAGCAGCACUUAUCAGCAGUAGUCGGAGUAGUAGCUGAUGAACCAAAGAACGAACUAUCAUCAAACAUGGCCAGCAACGGAGGCGAUCACGACGAAACCUAUGGAUUUUCACAAAUGAAGGAAACAUCCUUCGAAACCAUGUAUCGGCUCAAGCUAAACGCACUGAAACAUGAGGAGCAAAAAACGCCUCAAAAAAAGAAGGACAAUUUUACCAACAAAAUCAAAGCAAUGUCCGAUCGAACACAGAGACUGUUCUCCAAAAUCUACUCCAAUUCCUCCUACAAAACCAACAGCACUGCGGACAACAGCUUUCACUCAAGCCAUUCUAAAUCACUUAAAAAAUCCCCAUCGAAAGUGUCCAACAAUCGACGGAGCGUUAGCUACGGUGCCUUACCCGGAUUGGCUGAUUUCCAGAAGAACAUGGAUAAAUCCUCGAAUGAUCCCAAAGUCAUCAACCAACAGCAGGAUGACGAACUGAAUUGCACCGUCAUUCACUUGGCUCCGCCCAACAAUCGGCACGAUGCUGAAGAUUGCGAUUCUGGAAUUUUGGUGAACGAGUCUGGUGCCUCAUCUAUACUCGAAACUGAAGACGUGUUCCUACCGAGCAUUCCUUCCAAAGUGUUGAACACCUGUACGGAUAAUACGGAAUUCAAACUGGUUACGAUCAAACUGGACGAGAGCAGCGAGGAGGCUGAGAACUUGGGCAUCAUCGUUAGUCCGAUGAACAACGUCGAAGGUGAGGCUAGCAAUCGAUACAAGGUGGAUCACGUGCUGCCGGGAGGCUUGGUGUAUACCGAAGGCACCAUUCAACCAAACGACGAAAUCGUCAACAUCCUUGGUAAGCGAUUGCGUGGGCUCUCAAUGCGGCAGGUCCAGGAUCUGCUGAACAGUUGCACCCGACGUGGCAGCGGACGUACCAGCAUCGAUCUUGUCAUUUGUAGGAGCAAAGUAAAUGAUAGUGAUCUAGACCAACAACAGCAGCAGCAGCAAUCAGUGAAUCGACGAUUGUUCCGAAACAAUCGGAUGAUUUCGCUGGACUCCUAUUUGGAUCAGGAGGAGAAAACGCAUCAUCAACAGCAGCUCCACCACCAUAGCGAGGAACAGCAGCACAGCGAUGCUAGCUCCGAUCACGACAAUUACGCUUCAAUUGCUAUCAAAAUCGAUGGUAGCAAGUACAACACCCUCGGGACACCACGGCGCCAGAAGAGUCUUUCGAUGGCAGCAGUAACCACCAAACGCCCUCAAUCACCCUCUCCUCCCUGCGACAUGCCCAGCAUCGAGGUAGACUCACAACCACCCUCCUUGGAUUGCGUGAAACGAAGAUCUUUUACCAAAAAUAGCGCCAAUAGCAGUGGCACCACCAAUUCUUCCAAACUUAUCCGGAGAUCGCUGGUCGGUAAACAGUCGCCGAUUUUCAGCGGGGAUCAUGUCACUAAGAGCACAAUGAAUCUAUGUGACGACGAGAAGCUGGAGAUAAGUGGAGCUUCGGAUGAUGCCGAAACAAGUAGUGGUACAGGUUCCCUGGACAUGGACAAAAGUAUGACCAACUUCUGCACCCUCCCGCGAAGGCCAAAAAGUUCACUUUGUACAUUUCACACGGUAACAUUCGAAAAAGGACCGGGUAAGAAGUCCCUCGGGUUUACGAUUGUUGGCGGGCGGGACAGCCCUAGGGGAGCUUUGGGAAUUUUCAUCAAAAGCAUUCUUCCCACCGGGCAAGCAGCUGAGGAUGGGCGCCUCAAGGCGGGUGACGAGGUGCUGGCGCUCAACGGACAAGUAUGCCACGAUCUGACCCACCUGGAAGCGGUUAAAAUGUUCAAAAGCAUCAAAUCGGGUGAGAUUGUUCUUCAACUGUGCAGGAGGAGCAAAGUUAGUCGCGGGGACCAACCGGGAGCGCAAUGCUAGAGAGGUUGAAUGCAAACUUCAACAUUUUAUUAUAAAUCUUUGUUUUAAAAGGCUGUGUAGGAUUUUGUAAGGGGUUAACAAAAAUUGUGCAAUUUUUUCAAACAGAAAAUAUUAUCGACAAAAUUCAGAAUAAACUACUUAUUGAUGAGACUUAUUAGAUUAGAUGAUACUGAGCAAGAUCAAAUUGGAAUGCAGUACUGGUACAAAAAAGAAGUGCAUUAACUAUUUUCAGUGUUAUUGUCUGAGUUUUGCAAUUUUUAUCAAUAGGUUGUGUUUAUGUAUGACUAUUAUAAACUACGUACAGUGUCAGAAAAAUAAGUUUUAUUAUGAAAGUAAUAUAUACGGAUUUUUAGUGUGGCCUUUUUUGGCCGUAGAGUAACAUGCGCAGCUACAAAGCAAUACCAUGCUGAAGGUGGCUGGGUUCGAUUCUCGGUCCGAUCUAGGAAAUUUUCGGGGUCUCGACUUCCCUGGACAUAAAAGUAUCAUCGUGUUUGAAGCAUCGCAGUUAAUAACUGUGGAAGUGCAGAAUGUACACUAAGUUGCGAGGCGGAAAUGCUGAUGUAAUGCCUAAAAUAACAGAACGUUCGGUUUUAUAGAUCGGUGUUUGUAGAUCACUAAUUGUCCUACACCUCGUUGAAUCAAACUAGUUUUCUAGGAGGAGUACACUUCUGCGCAGUGUUACUGCACUAUUUUUACCGACCAAUGGAUGAACUAACUUAAAAUUUAACUCAAAAAAAUUGAUUUCAUUGCCAUUUUCUUUUAUUUAGUUAAUAUCUAAAAAAAAACAUUUAACACUGAAUCAACAAUUUGACGCCAUUCCUUUGCCAUGCCAGUUGGAAAUCAAUGGAAAAUAGUAUGAAAAUUAUUUCACAAAGAACAUGUGUUGGUACUCACAUCAUCAUCGGCGGUUUUCUUAUACACUUUCAUAGGCAUGUGUAGGACGCAAUAUAAAAUGCAAAAAAAUGACUUUGGUUACCUCAGUCCAACAAUCAAUAAACGAUGCAAUUUUUAUUCUGCUCAACGGUUUUACUCUGGUAGACGGGCGUUCAUAAUUUGGGCUUUUUUUGGUGAUUUGUUUAAAUAAAGGUUUGAGAUCUCAACGACAAUUUUGAAAAAAGCUUAUGUUAUUGAAUCGUUGUUUUGUGGGGGCUAAUUCCAUGUAUUUUUCUGACACAACACUAUCUGUGUGUUAUUGACGUAACUACGACUUAUUUAUAAAAAUUGCAGAAAAAUUAACAAUAUUUAAAAAGGAAAACAGAAAAAUAAAGUACUGUAUUUUUGGAGAACACUGAGCAAAAAAAUAACAGAAUUUCUAACUGGAAGAUGUAAACCGAAAUUUAGAGAAGCGAAUGUAAUUUAUGUAUGGACUUUGAUCGUAAAUAUAUUAUACCAUAGUUUAAUUGAA
Messenger RNA from Armigeres subalbatus, 6102 nucleotides. RefSeq lists its product as uncharacterized. The record is from RefSeq and is a predicted model, not a curated record. The coding region runs from base 1677 to 4697 and encodes 1006 amino acids. Lineage: Eukaryota; Metazoa; Arthropoda; Insecta; Diptera; Culicidae. Gene Ontology annotation, molecular function: protein binding. The transcript has 7 exons.